This is a messenger RNA of Ahaetulla prasina, 5788 nucleotides long. It is a transcript of the gene LAMB1, whose product is annotated as laminin subunit beta 1. NCBI's taxonomy places the organism in Eukaryota, Metazoa, Chordata, Lepidosauria, Squamata, Colubridae. The record is from RefSeq and is a predicted model, not a curated record. Gene Ontology annotation, biological process: cell migration; basement membrane assembly; substrate adhesion-dependent cell spreading. Gene Ontology annotation, cellular component: laminin trimer. Gene Ontology annotation, molecular function: integrin binding; extracellular matrix structural constituent. The transcript is spliced from 33 exons. The coding region runs from base 268 to 5625 and encodes 1785 amino acids.
CUCCAGCGGCGGCCGCGAGAAGAGGAGCCAAGUCGGAGCUCGCGGGUCGCUCAAAACUUCGCUGCGGGUCGUUUGUAAGGAGGAGGGGGGGGAAGGCAUGCAACGACCACCCCAUCCCCUCGCCUCUGCCUGAAUAAAAAGCCAGGGCUGCAAAGCGAAGCUUCGGAUUUGGAGUUGGGGAGUGGGGGUUUUUUUCUUUCUUUUUCUUUUUCUUUUCUUUUCUUUUUUGGGUGCUUCUCCGCCUGCCUGUCCCGCCGAAGCCACGAGAUGGGAGUUUUCCAGGUGUCUCGUCUUGGCUGUUUCCUAGGUCUCUGGGCCUUCGUAGCGGGUCAAGGGCCGGAAUUUAGCUACGGCUGUGCGGAAGGAAGUUGCUAUCCGGCUACCGGCGACUUGCUGAUUGGCCGAGCCGACAAGCUGACGGUCACCUCCACCUGUGGCCUUCGCAAACCUGACCCAUUCUGCAUUGUCAGCCACCUCCAGGAGGACAAGAAAUGUUUCACGUGCAAUUCGCGAGAUCCGUUCCACGAGACCCUGAAUCCUGACAGCCACCGCAUUGAAAACGUGGUGACGGCUUUCGCUCCGAACCGCCUGAAGCUGUGGUGGCAGUCCGAAAACGGAGUAGAAAAUGUGACUAUCCAAUUGGAUCUAGAGGCGGAAUUCCAUUUCACUCAUCUCAUUAUGACCUUCAAGACCUUCCGGCCUUCUGCUAUGUUGAUUGAAAGAUCCUCAGACUUUGGCAAAACUUGGCAGGUCUACCGAUACUUUGCCUACGACUGUGAGAAUUCGUUCCCCGGCGUGUCCGCCGGACCGAUGAAGAAAGUGGACGACAUUAUUUGCGACUCCCGCUAUUCUGACAUUGAACCUUCCACGGAGGGAGAGGUCAUUUACCGAGUUUUGGAUCCGGCUUUUCGAAUAGAAGAUCCCUACAGUCCUAGGAUUCAAAAUAUGUUAAAGAUUACAAAUUUAAGAAUCAACUUUGCCAAGCUGCACACCCUGGGAGACAACCUCCUGGAUUCAAGAAUGGAGAUCAAAGAAAAGUAUUAUUACGCCAUCUAUGACAUGGUGGUGCGCGGGAACUGCUUCUGUUACGGACAUGCCAGCGAAUGCGCCCCGGUGCAUGGCUACGAUGAAGAGGUGGAAGGAAUGGUCCACGGCCAUUGCAUGUGUCGGCACAACACCAAAGGUUUAAACUGCGAGCAGUGCUUGGAUUUUUACCACGAUUUGCCAUGGCGUCCCGCGGAAGGCCGGAACAGCAACGCCUGCAAAAAGUGCAAUUGCAACGAGCAUUCUGGGCAGUGCCAUUUUGACAUGGCUGUUUACGUCGCCACGGGAAACACCAGCGGUGGGGUGUGUGACGAUUGCCAACACAACACGGCGGGACACAAUUGUGAGCAGUGCAAGCCCUUCUACUUUCAACAUCCGGAGAGGGAUAUCCGCGACCCCUAUAUUUGCGAACCGUGCAACUGUGACCCGGUUGGCUCGGAGAACGGCGGAAUCUGUGAUCGCUACACUGACUACUCGGUCGGCCUCAUCGCAGGACAGUGUCGCUGCAAAUUCUUCGUGGAAGGGGAACGUUGUGACACCUGCAAAGAAGGGUUUUACGGAUUAAGCGUAGACAAUCCUCUCGGCUGUCAGUCUUGCGCUUGCAAUCCGUUGGGCACGCAUCCGGGAGGGAACCCUUGCGACUCCGAGACAGGAAACUGUUACUGUAAACGUCUGGUGACAGGAAAGCAUUGCGACCGCUGUCUGCCUGAAAACUGGGGGUUGAGCAACGAUAUGGAUGGGUGUCGCCCCUGUGAUUGUGAUCAAGGAGGCUCACUCAACAAUAACUGCUCAAGUGAAUCCGGCCAAUGCCACUGCAGGCCGCAUCUGAUUGGCCGUCAGUGCCAGGAAGUGGAACCUGGAUAUUUUUUCAUAUCUUUAGAUCAUUAUGUCUAUGAAGCAGAGGAUGCCAAAUUUGGCCCAGGUGUGAGUUUAGUGGAACGCCUCUAUUCUCAAGAUCGUGUCCCUUCCUGGACUGGAAUAGGAUUCGUGAGAGUCCCCGAAGGAGCGUAUUUGGAAUUCUACAUUGAUAAUAUUCCAUUUUCUAUGGAAUAUGAUGUUUUGAUUCGAUAUGAGCCACAGUUACCAGAUCACUGGGAGAAAGCUACCAUCAGUGUAUAUCGCCCGGGCCAAAUUCCUCCUAGUAGUAGAUGCGGCAAUACCGUUCCUGACGAUGACAAUCAAGAGGUAUCCUUAUCUCCCGGUUCCAGGUACGCAGUCCUUCCACGUCCCAUAUGCUUUGAAAAGGGUCUGAAUUACACAGUUCGGUUGGAGCUGCCGCAGUACUCCUCGAACUCAGAGGUGGAAAAUCCAUACACCCUCAUUGAUUCACUGGUUCUCAUGCCAUAUUGCAAGUCCCUGGACCUCUUCACGGUUGGAGGCAGAGGUGAUGAUGUGACAACCAACAGCGCCUGGGAAACCUUCCAGAGAUAUCGCUGCCUGGAGAACAGCCGGAGCGUCGUCAAAACUCCCAUGACUGACGUUUGCAGGAACAUAAUUUUUAGCAUCUCAGCCCUGCUGCAUGAAACCGCAUUGGCUUGCCAGUGUGACCCACAAGGGUCACUGAGUUCAGUAUGUGAUCCCAAUGGAGGCCAUUGUCAAUGUCGCCCAAAUGUUGUUGGCCGAAGAUGCGAUAAAUGUUCCCCUGGCACUUUCGGCUUUGGACCCACUGGAUGCAAACCCUGCGAGUGUCACGCCCAAGCUUCUGUAAAUGCCUUCUGCCAUCCGGAAACCGGGCAGUGUCAGUGUUUCCAUGGAAUUUACGGCCGUCAGUGUGACACUUGUCUGCCAGGAUUUUGGGGGUUCCCGAGCUGUCAACCCUGCCAAUGCAACGGUCACGCGGAUGAGUGCGAUCCCUACAGCGGGCAGUGCUUGAAUUGUCGUGAUUACACCUCGGGCGCCAACUGUGAGAGGUGCCUCUCUGGUUUUUAUGGAGAUCCAGUCUUGGGAUCAGGCGAUCACUGCCGUCCUUGUCCUUGCCCAGAUGGACCGGAAAGUGGGCGCCAGUUUGCCAACGGAUGUUAUCAAGACCGGAUUACGUUACAGGUGGUGUGCGUUUGUGAGAGAGGAUAUAAAGGAAGCAGAUGCGACGAAUGUGCCUCGGGCUUUUUCGGAAACCCUGAAGAGGUUGGCGGGAGAUGCUAUCCCUGCCAGUGUAACAACAACAUCGACUCCUCUGAUCCGGAAGCUUGUGACAAAAAGACCGGGUUGUGUCUCAGGUGUCUGUUCCACACCCAAGGCGAACACUGCCAAGAAUGUAAACCUGGCUACUACGGAUGGGCUCUUCAACAGGAUUGUAGGAAAUGUGUCUGCAAUUACCUCGGAACGGUGGGUCACCGUUGCAACGGCUCCGAAGACUGUGACUGCGAGAAAGAAACGGGCCAGUGCCAAUGUCUCCCCAAUGUGGUUGGGCAGAAUUGCGAUCAUUGCGCCCCGAACACAUGGAAACUGAGCAGCGGGACCGGAUGCGAAACCUGCACCUGUAGUCCGGAGCAUUCCUUUGGCCCGUCUUGCAACGAGUUCACCGGGCAGUGCCAAUGUAUGCCAGGAUUCGGGGGACGGACCUGUACAGAAUGUCAGGAAUAUUUCUGGGGUGACCCUACCAUAGGCUGCCAAGCUUGUGAGUGUGAUUCGCGAGGCAUCCAGACUCUGCAGUGUAACCGGUCGACUGGCCAAUGCAUCUGCAAGGAAGGCAUCGAAGGUCCCCGUUGCAAUAAAUGCACCCGAGGCUACUCGGGAACUUUUCCAGACUGCGCUCCUUGCCAUCAGUGCUUUGCUCUCUGGGAUGUCAUCGUCACCGAGUUGACAAAUAAGACCCACAGGUUCCUGGAACGAGCCAAAGUCCUGAAGAUCACGGGGGUGAGCGGCCCCUACCAAGAGACCCUCAACUCGGUGGAGGAGAAGCUGAACGAGAUCAAAAGCAUCAUUGCUCAAAAUCCGGCGACGGAGCCCCUUAAGAACAUCGGUGACCUCUUCGAAGAAGCAGAGAAGCUGAAAGCAGAUGUCGCCCAAAAGAUCAUUGAAGUGGAGGAAAAAAUCUCUACCGCGGCAAACGAAAGCAGUAUCGCGGAGGCCGGGCUGACGGCUUUGGAGGCCGAUGCCAAGAGCUUACACAACGCUGUGAAAGAACUCGCUGAGCAGCUGGAGUUCAUAAAAAUCUCGGAUAUUCGAGGCGCCUUGGACAGUAUCACCAAAUAUUUCCAGAUGUCCCUGGAGGCGGAAAAAAGAGCCAACGCUUCGGUUUUGCUUCCUGGGAGCCUCAUUGAACAAUCCGCCGAAAUGCGCCUCGAGGUGGAGAGUUUGAUCAACGAGACGGCGGCCAGCUUCCAGGCUACACAGGAAGAGCAAUCCCGUCUCUUGGAUGAACUGGGGGGCAAACUGCAGAGUCUGGAUUUGGCUGAAGUGUCAGAGAAGAUGUGCGGGACUGCUCCGGGGUCUUCCUGUGCCGAUUCCCCCUGUGGUGGAUUGAGCUGCCAAACUGAAGAUGGAGCGAAGAAAUGCGGAGGCCCCGGGUGCAAAGGUCUGGUGACGGUGGCCCACACCGCCUGGCAGAAAGCCAUCGAUUUUGACCGAGACAUCUUGAGCGCUCUGGCGGAGGUGGAACAGCUCUCCAAAAUGGUUUCGGAAGCCAAACAAAGAGCCGACGAGGCCAAGCAGAAUGCGCAAGACGUUUUGCUGAAGACCAACGCCACCAAGGAGCAGGUAGACCGGAGCAACAAGGACCUCAGAAAUCUGAUUCACCAGAUCAGAGAUUUUUUAAUGAAAGACGGGGCCGAUCUGGACAGCAUCGAAGCCGUUGCUAACGAAGUCCUCAACCUGGAAAUGCCCAGCACACCCGAGCAGCUACAAACCCUGGCAGAUAACAUACGUGACCGUGUCGAAAGCCUGUCAGAUGUGGAGACUGUCCUUCAGCAAAGUGCCGGAGAUAUCGCAAGGGCAAAAACCUUGUUAGAUGAAGCUAAGAAAGCCAGUAAAAGCGCCACGGAUGUGAAAGUCACAGCGGAUAUGGUCAGACAGGCUCUCGAAGAAGCUGGGAGAGCCCAAACCACAGCUGAAGACGCCAUCAAACUAGCCGAGAAAGAUAUCGAAGGAACGCAAGGCUUGCUUGCCUCUAUUGCAUCGGAGACCGGCUCCGUGGAAGACCGUUUGGGGAACGCGACCCUGCGCAUUGCAGAACUAGAGAAGAACGUGGAAACGCUGAGACGGAAAGCUGCUACCAACGCAGAAGAUAUCAAAGCCGCGGAAGAAAAUAUCGCGGUGGUUAAUCAAACAACCGCUGACGUUCAAAAAAUACUAGACGACAGCGUGAGUGAGAAAUACAAAACGGUAGAAAACUUAAUUGCCAAGAAAACUGGCGAGUCCGCGAACGCCAGAAAGAAAGCGGAAGAGCUGCAAAACGAAGCAAAGAUUUUGUUAGAGCAAGCGAACAGCAAACUUCAGCUUCUCAAAGAACUGGAAGACAGGUACGAAAAAAACCAAAAAAUCCUGGAAGACAAAGCUAAACAAGUAAUGGAGCUGGAGGAAACCGUCAGAGGCCUCUUGCAAGCCAUUAGUCAAAAAGUUGCGAUUUAUAGCACCUGCUAGAAAUCGGGAAAAGAAACGAAAGAAGGGGGAGGGGAAAAAAAACCCAAACAAAAUAUAUUUCCUUUGAAGAUAGGGCUUCAACGGAUGGAUGAACCUGUCGUAAUCUGACCAGAUACCAGUUUUUUUCUUCUCCUUUUGUAAAAUAAAAAACACUACUUUGUAA